AUGAAAAAAAUUCGACUUAUCUAUAUUUAUACGCCCGAUAAAAACAUCACUGAACAUGACACAUGGACAAAAUUACACCGAAAAAUUCGUGGCGUCUACUGCGAUAAACAAAAGCUUGUGCAGCGAUUGAUGAUCGAUAUUUUCAGAGUUUUCUCGAGUUUUUAUACAAACAUGUGUUUUUGUGAUCAAAACGAGAAAUCGACGCAAGAUUUGUUAGAAGAAAAUGCACUAUUUCAAAAGCACCAGCUGUACAUGGAAACAAUAUUUCAAAUGACAAACGUGGAUGAUGCAAAAGGAGACAUAGUUGAAGUAUCCAUACCAUUCUAUUUGGAUAACAAAAAACAACAAGAAAUCAUAAAAGAAUUUGGUACAACAUAUCGUCACGAACAUGUUAUUCAGUGGUAUACACGAAAGUGUUUUCUAUAUCGUAUAUUGAACAGAGCAUUGAGAACACAAGAAAUGUGUAUUAUACUCAAAUUUCGAUUAAUUAUCCGUGAUCUUCAUCAUACACUACUCCCACUACAUUCUCACUCAUUAAUAACGAGCAAUCCCACUUUAUAUCGAGGACAAAGAAUAUCUUCCGAAGAAUUACAAAAGUUGAAAAGCAAAGUUGAUAGUCUAAUUUGCAUGAAUACAUUUUUGUCUGCGACAACUAAUAAAGAGGUUGCAUCGAUUUUUGCAGGCGGUGAGAGUACAAAAGAUACCAACUCGGUGUUAUUCGAAAUAACGAUUGCUGAUACGUCACCAACACCAUUUGCAAACAUUAAGGAAUUUUCACACUUUGAAGAUGAAGAGGAAUAUUUAUUUUCAAUCAGAACUGUAUUUCGAAUAUCACGAGUCGAAUUCAAGGAUGAAAUUUGGGUUAUUAAAUUAAUAUUGGUGGGUGCUGACGACGGAAAACGAAAAACAAUAAUCAAUGAAUACCAUACAAAAUCUUGUGAAUCAAUUCAACAGUAUUCUGUAGGCUUGGGACUAGAAGCAGAUGGUGUUAGCCGUGACGGUAGCCGGUUACAUUGUCGGUAUCUUCCAAUAAAUGAAAUUCGCCGUAGCAUCUCCACAUUUAGUUCCAAGAACACAGAUUCAGGUAAUGAAACGGUGUUAUCACUUGUAUCUCUACCGGUAUAAUUAUAAAUGAAAUAGGAAAUAGAAUACAACAAGAGCUUGGAUUACCGAUACAUCUUUUUAACGAAAACAAUAUGUGUUCAAAGUAUAUUCAUUCGAACAAUACGAGAGACCUUUUUGUAA
Molecule: messenger RNA, 1245 nt
Organism: Didymodactylos carnosus
Lineage: Eukaryota; Metazoa; Rotifera; Eurotatoria; Philodinida; Philodinidae
Source: the annotation of a GenBank genome assembly